Messenger RNA from Electrophorus electricus (electric eel), 2771 nucleotides. RefSeq lists its product as uncharacterized. The record is from RefSeq and is a predicted model, not a curated record. NCBI's taxonomy places the organism in Eukaryota, Metazoa, Chordata, Actinopteri, Gymnotiformes, Gymnotidae.
AGCGCAUCCCGUCGCGUAAAGAUGACAUAGUCGUGACGCGUUCCACAGUGUGCCAAUCAGAAUGACGUAUUUUCCAACGGUUAGUUUGAAAGUUUUGUGGCCGUCUGGUGUUUUUUUGAAUCAUAGCUAGCUAGUCGCAUACCUGUAUUAGUGCCUUUUAUCUGUUGUUUUUUGACGUUUGAAAUGGACCACCUUCACAGUCAAAGGAGUCUAAGUCGUGGGGAUUUAAUUUUAGAGCAGUACAAGAGAAAUGACGAACUGUUUAGAAACACGAUGGAGGGGAUAUUUCAAAAGUAUUCAUGUUUAGAUGACCAAGGACCUGAUGUUUGUUUUAAAACGAUGACCUUCAGGACUGGAAAUGGAGCUGUGCCUAUAGACAGUAUGGAGGCCGAACGGGAGCUGCAACGUCUGAGGGGUUGCCUGAAAGCUCGACAGUCACUGCAUGACACAUCUGUAGUGUUGGUCAGUGCGAAGGAUGCACAUGAUCUCUCAGAGCAAGAAAUGGAUGUAACACAGAGAACUGAGAAUGAACUGGACUGUUCCAAUCAAACACAAAACAGCUUGUGUAAUGGUACUAAGACAACCCAGCUCUCAGUGAGUGGACCUCACGGCUGUGCGUGGAUGGAGCCUUCUCAGCUUGUGGAGGAGGACCAGGAACUGGAGAGAACGCUGAGCAGCCAUGGUAGCACCCUAUUGGAUGUCUAUCCCAGCAUGCUUGACCAGAUUGGCAAGGUGUAUCACCGGCAGCGUGUGACGGACGCGGCUAGCACCGUGCUGCAAAAGUAUCGCCGCCAACGCUGGCGGCCUUCACGGGACCAGGGCCACAGACAUGACUUCAGCUGCAUUUACAACCACACGCUGAACAAAGAGAGCUCGUUCACUACCCAGAAACCACUCCACAGUAACAGAACCAGGCAUCAUAAAAGCAGGUCCAGUGCUCAGGCAGACUCCCUCUGCGGAAGCAAGGUGGAGCUUUCACCCUACAAGAGUACCAGAAAUUCACCCUCUGCAUCUAGUGGCUGCUUUUAUUCCCCCCGAAGAGACAGCGCUGAGGAAAGUGUGGCAGUAAAAAAAGGGUCACCGCACCAGCCUGUCCGCGUGUUGGACCUUUUGACAUUUCCGUCCUCUUCCUCCACUUGUUCCUCCACCUCAUCAUUAGAUCUAAAUCAAACUUAUGACAUUGAGCCAGUCGCCAUGCCAGUGCCUCGUGGUUUUCUUGCUGCUGCUGUCUGCAGCCCAACAAGAUCCAAGUGUAACUCGCCACAGAAGCAGGUUAAAAGCCCUCUUCUCAUUGGCCGAGGAGGCAGACCAAAGAUUUCCUCACAAUUCCCUUAUGAUUCUCGUCCUGGCCCUGAACAGGAAUAUAUUGAUGGCUUUGUGAGCAGGGAGCACUUCAGGAAUAGCAGAUAUUUUCCUGCCACCUCCUUACAGCAAGCCUCCAUUGGCUUUCCUGUUCCUGGUGGGAGAAGUCCCCUCAGACCCAGAGUCCUUGGCCAAGAAGAGGAACAGCAAAUGUCAUCGACCAACUACUAUCCUAAACAAACUUUACCUGUGAAUUAUAUGGAUGCAUCUGUGGUGCAACGAUCUCCUUACCGGAGUCAACAGAAGUUGCUGUCAUCUCCGCUCUCUGGGUAUCAGCAGAACCUAACUAUGUCCGAGCUACACCAAGACAGCCCCAAACCAACAAAGCGCUGGCAGGCUCACGCUGGUCUCCAGACUGUGUCCUCCUCUGUCUCCCACAUGUCCAGAAGGAAGCUUGAUGCUGAGUUCAGGAGGAUCUAUCACCACUUUAUCUGUCAGGGCCCUUCCUCUUCACGCCCCACUUCUUUCUGUCACCUGUGCGAGAGUCGGUUGGACGAUGGAGUCCAGAGACGGUCCUAUUCCUCCUCCAGCCUGUCGGCGCUUGCUCUGACACCUCCAUGGGGUCGGCUGAAGAAACGUCGUCGGCAGCCUGAGAUGGAGGAGUCGCUGAGAUUCAAGCGCUUCCGUGAGAGUUGUUCCCCUCUCUCACAGAGCAAACAGCUCUGGCUAAAAGAGCAGCAGGAGGAGCCGAACGAGGACAAACGCACCUGGAACAGGGCUCUGCUCCUGCAGUGUCCAAGCCCUGGACUCCUCAGGGCGGGUGAUAGCAUCAGGAAAGUCCCCAGCACCAAACUGGGUCUACCGACCCAUAAACACUCACCAUCUUGGAGAGAUUCAUCACGUUGCAUUGGUGCAGUGGAAGGCAGGUCACCGGUGAGAACUUGGAAGCAAAGAGGGGUCUCACUGUCACCAAGUAUGUCAAGGAGACGACUUCUGUAUGGGCCUCUCCAGUGAUGAGCUUUCCAUGUCCACGUCUGAUGGUCAUUACUUUAAAACAUUACUUCUGUAUCUUCAUGUAUGCUAAUGAAGGAUCUCUGGCAAAUCUUUUUCUACCACUUUUCUUGUCAACUUGAAAAUUCCAUUUGUAUGCAUGUUCAGUGCUUGUUUCAGUGUUUAAGCUGUUUUAAUUGUGUGCCACAUUUAUUUGCUAUUUACUGUACCUGUGUAAAGUCACAAUCAGGGACUUUCCAUACAAAGAACCACCAGCUAAUGAUGUCAACAUUUUAAAGCAUUUCUAGCAAACAGUGUAACUAUCAUUUUGUAUUAUGGUGCUGUAUAAUACAGUAACCACAUUUGUCAAGUAGGGUUGAAGGGUGUUCUUUGAGAAUCACUGGUUAUAGACAAGACCGUGCAUUUGGAAUAAAGAAAAGGUGGCUUAAGUUCCUGAUUGUGGCUUAAUUGUGAUAACU